AAAAUACUAUCUCUCGGGGCCUUGACUCCUUGUCACGCAAGCAAAACAACCGCUCAAUUCAAACUCCCCACCAAAAAUUUCCCCGAAACAUUGAUGGAGGGAAACCGAAGGGGCCAGUUUGGGUGUGCACCGUCUCCAACCCAACCACAGCCAAGCCUAUUUAAUUCACUGUGCUGCAGUGCUAGCUUUUUACAACCGUGCCCCCACACCCCGCUCCUCUCCCCUCCCUGUAACUCCGCUCCUUUUCACCUCCCGUCCGUCUCCAUCGAUCUCCCCCCCUUCAAGAAGCGAAAGAACCGCCGCGCUGCUCCUGCUCCCUGCGGCGGACGCCAUGGACGCCUGGGAGGCCACCAAGGUGGUGUUCGACCGGGUGCGCGCUCUGGACCCCGACAACGCCUCCAAGAUCAUGGGCCUGCUCCUCAUCCAGGACAACAGCGACAAGGAGCUCAUCCGCCUCGCCUUCGGCCCCGACCACCUCCUCCACGCCUUCGUCGCCACCGCCCGCGCCGACAUCGCCGCCAAGCCCGCGUCCCCGCCGUCGCCCGUGCUCGGCUCGCCCUGGGGCGGCGUUCCGAGCCCCGGGGGAGGUGACCAUCAGUCGCCGUUCGCCGCCGACCAGGUGGGGUACGACGGCGGCAACGCGUUCUACCCCGAGGGCGAGUACGACUGCUGGUCGCCGGCCAGCGGCGGCCACCGCCGGAGCUUCUCGCUGAGCGACGCCGAGGUGGCGGCGUGGAGGCCGUGCAUGUACUUCGCGCGCGGCUACUGCAAGAACGGCUCGUCCUGCCGGUUUCUGCACGGCCUGCCCGAGGACGACGCGGCGGCGGAGCGGGAGAUGGCGGUGGUGCGCGCCAAGGCCUUGGCCGCCGCGCGGCAGCAGCAGCUCAUGGCGUCCGCGUUCCCCUUCUCGCCGUCGCCGCCCAAAGGCGUCAGCCUCAACUUCCUGCUCCAGCAGCAGCAGCAGCAGCACGAGCACCAAAGAGCAGCGGCGGCGGGCAUUCUGCUCGGCGGCGAGGACAUGCACAGGUUCCCGGAGCGGUCGCCUCGGAUGGACCGCGGCGAGCUCAUCGGCAGCCCCGCGGCCCGGCAGAUCUACCUGACCUUCCCGGCGGACUCCACCUUCAGCGAGGAGGACGUCUCCAACUACUUCAGCAUGUACGGUCCGGUGCAGGACGUGCGCAUCCCCUACCAGCAGAAGCGCAUGUUCGGCUUCGUCACCUUCGUCUACGCGGAGACGGUGAAGAUCAUCCUCAACAAGGGCAACCCGCAUUUCGUGUGCAACGCGCGCGUGCUCGUCAAGCCAUACAAGGAGAAGGGCAAGGUCCCGGACAGGUUCAGGAAGCUGCAGCACGCGCACCACGGCGACUUCGUCGGCUGCACGUCGCCCACCGGAUUGCUCGAUUCCAGGGACCCUUUGGAUCUGCAGCAGCCGCAGAUUGGACCAAGGAUGAUGUACGGGAACAUUGCUAACCAUGAGGCUUUUCUGAGGAGGAAGCUCGAAGAGCAGCAGCAGGCGGCCGAGCUGCAGCAAGCUAUUGAGCUGGAGGGACGCCGGUUCGUAAGGCUGCAGCUUCUCGACCUCAAGAGCAGGGGUCACCAUCUCGGCUUCCCCGUGCCUCUGGGACAAGCUGAUGGCAAAGGCAGCAUCAAUGGGAAUGGCAAUGCCGUCCAUAUGGAGGAUGUCACCAUCCAAGAUAGCAAGAUGAACAGUACAAGUCUUGCAAUGAGUGCGCCUGCAGCUGCUGCUGUCUCUGCAACUGAUGCAGAAGGCAGGCACGAGGAGCAGCAGGAAGAGGAUGGUGAUGCCAGUCCCAAGCAGGUGGUCAACCCUGGGGAAGAGGAGAAGAGGGAAUCUGGUCCUGUGACAGCAACACCCAAUGUUGCUUGCGCAUUCCAAGAAAGUGGCGUGGUGGAGCACAUUUUGCCUGAGAGCCCCUUUGCAUCACCCACCAAGGCCUUCACUGAUACUUCUACAACAGGUCAAAAUGGCAACAUCAGCAACACCAGCCCUCAUCAUGUGGCUUCAUCCCUCUUCCCACCUACAUCCACCCUUGAGCUGCCCCCAUACAACUCCUGCUUCUUUCAGGUGCCCAGGUUUUCUCCUGGGCAUGAAGCCAUUGGCCUGUGAAUACAGAGCAAAAGGGGUCUCCUUUCCUCUAAUCUGGGAGGACUAUCAUGACCCCAUCAAGUGGAGGAAAGGGUAGAAGAAAGCUUUAACAAAUAAUAGGUGUAUCUUCAGGGAGGGAACAGCAACAGCAACAACAAGAAAGAAACAAAUCUAGGUUGUUUUAGUUCUAGACUUCUAGGUCUAAGUAUAUGAUAGUAGUCCUAUAAAUAAUAGUCGUUUAGUAGCUCCUGCCGGUAUCAAGAACAAAGAUCAAAGGUCCAUCUCGUAAGCUCGUUUGUAGUAUGGAUCUCAGAAUGAUACAGUCAUUAAACCGUAGAUGAUGUAGUAGUAACUAGUCCUGGCAGCCAGUUGUAGUGAAGUGACAUGGCUGCAUACAGACAUCCAAAGAAAACAGAGGCUAGACUGCUAGAGAGGUAGAGGAGUGGACAAAAGCCAGAGAGGUAGAGGAGUGGACAAAAGCCAGGCAGUCAUAGUGCUGCAGCUGCACAACAGCACAAGGAAAAGUGACGCGACGAGAGGGACCAGAGCACUCACAUGAGCAGUUCAGCAUGGACCCGUCAUCCGUGUCCUAUUUUGCCCAUUGCUGUUGCAUCGUCUUGCAUGCUUGCAGCACUCCUUGGGUCUGUGCAUCCACCUUUUGCUCUUCUUUUCACCCUUGUAGAACAGCAGGAGGUAGCAGACAAAGAAAUGGAAAAGUAAUUAUCAGCCAAUAUUUCAUC
Setaria italica (foxtail millet) is the source of this 2847-nucleotide messenger RNA. Its product is annotated as zinc finger CCCH domain-containing protein 23. The transcript is spliced from 9 exons. NCBI's taxonomy places the organism in Eukaryota, Viridiplantae, Streptophyta, Magnoliopsida, Poales, Poaceae. The record is from RefSeq and is a predicted model, not a curated record. Gene Ontology annotation, molecular function: RNA binding; metal ion binding. The coding region runs from base 332 to 2128 and encodes 598 amino acids.